Molecule: messenger RNA, 906 nt
Organism: Cotesia congregata
Lineage: Eukaryota; Metazoa; Arthropoda; Insecta; Hymenoptera; Braconidae
Source: the annotation of a GenBank genome assembly
AUGAUUCAUAAAUUUCUGGACAAAGAGGAAGCCGCUAAGCCGACAAUUGCUGUUGACUACUCUUUCGGCCGCAAAGCUAAUAAAAAUUUAUCCAGAGACCUGAUACACAUCUGGGAAGUGGGUCAUCUCACCCCAUCAAUUAUAAACGCAGCGUUGGUUGGCAGCUCGCUGUCACAAGCAACAACGUUUAUUAUAAUCCUGAACCUGAUGGCUACAAAUACAGUCUGGUUGUCAUUAGAAACCUGCCUGGGGGCAGCUUGGGCAGCCAUCAAAGCCCACCUGGACGACGCAAGUAUUGAGCAACUGAAAAGCCAAAGGAAUAAAGGUCUAACCGAAGCUCUUUCGUCGAGAAAUAUUGAGGGAAAGUUCAUCAAUCCUUUUCCUUUUAGGCUGUGCAUUCUCGGGGGACAGUAUGAUAAAUUCAAAAAAUUAGACACGGUUACCAAACAGAGCAUAGGAAAAACUCUGAGAGGUAUUGCAUACAAUUUAGGCGCCGAUUUGCAAUAUUACUCUUCAAAAGAAGGUACUUUGAUAAAAAGAAUGAAAGAACUAAUGUCCUACUACGGAUUCAAUCACCAAAGAUCUAAAGAGUGCAUCACAGAUUACAACAGCCCCUUGUUGAUACCAUCAGGCACUGUGGCGGACGAUGACUCCAUUGCUAACUCGGCGAUUGUUGUCGAUAAGAUCAAAAAGAUAUUUUUGAGCUGUCCUAAUGUUCAUGAUAACAACAGCAAUCAAUUGAAGUUGUUGAACGAGGAGCAGGACUCAAUUAACGACAAUCCAAUUGAUGAUACUAAUUUUAAUGAAGCCCGCCGAUCAGGUGUCAAGGGGAGCGCAUGCGUCUCUAUUAAAUCGAAUAGUGAAGGCGGUGCAGGAUUACGAGCGACAUUGCCGAUUGUUUUUUAA